Messenger RNA from Porites evermanni, 21600 nucleotides. Lineage: Eukaryota; Metazoa; Cnidaria; Anthozoa; Scleractinia; Poritidae. The record is from the annotation of a GenBank genome assembly.
AUGUUCAGGAGUGACAGCGCCGCCGAUAGCCGCCAUGUUGAAAACUUUUGUGGAGUCAUCGUUAGUGUGCAUGUGCUAAUAAGGAAAAACCGCUGGAAGCAAGUGGGCUCUUGGACCCAGCCCCGACCCAGCCCCUCUCUCUGCAUUCCUUGUCAUCUCUAAAGAUGGCGGAACAUUUUGAAUUAUUGUCUUCCUUCGUGGUUUUAGACUCCAUCCCCGUCAAGAAAUACCGAUCUAAGAGAACAGGCAUUAAUUUUUGCUUUGCCGAAGUGCCUGGUCCACUCGUAAAUGGGUUUCUUUGCCUUGGUAAGUGAUCUCUUAAUAAAUCACGGCACGUACGUAUCAGAUCAAUGGCCAUUCUGUAAGCUUUCAUGUGAGACAUUCUUAAAACACCUGGUACAUGCAUGGACUGCUGUUUUAUUUGCGGUCGGAGAAUAACUGUGGCGGUUCUUUUUUAAAGUUAUUGUGAGUACUGUUAUGUUCUGGUGCAACUGUUUGCAAAGUUAAACUCUUCGACAGUAGAUAUGCCCUCUAGGCGGGGGUCGGGCCUGUAUUAACCGAGUGCAGUUGGUAACUAUGACAACCAGCAACCAUGUGGGAGUCAUUUACUCAGGCACUAGGGAGCUUAAGUAACGAUGAGGAUGAUGGUAGCAAAAAAGGUCUCUUAACAAUGAAUUCUCGCUGUUUUGAAAUUCAUCACUCUUCUUCCAUGUCGUUCAACUUGUCAAAUAUUGGUGAAUUUUUUUCUGGAGUUGAUUUCUAAAGGAAUGUAUCCAAAUUUAAAAUAAGAAUAAGAAAAUAAAUGUGUUGUGUUCACCUCCUUCAGAGAAUGUGAAAUACGCCACUUGCACAUCUCCCAUAAUGCACCUUAUUUGCCCCCAAAAUUGAGCUUUGGUUUUCAUUUCUCUUGGGUAUUACAGCCGUCCCAAGAGAAUAACAGGGCUUGUGCAAAAUUUGGGGGCAAAUAAGGUGCAUUAUGGGAGAUGUGCAAGUGGCAUAUUAGGCAGUUUCAUAGUGGCAAUGUUGUACAACAAUUGCAAAGAAAUGUACAAAAAAGCAAAAUACUUGUGCAAAGUUUUUUUUGCUAAUCUAUGUGUAAACCUAUUGCUUUUAUGGUGUUCUUAUUGCUGUUGUUGUAGUUGUUGCUCAAGCUCCCUACUGCUACACUGCUAACCACUGGAAAAUUGGUACUAACAGGCAGGUUAGACAAAGAUUAAAAAAUUUAAAAUCAUGUGCAGCAUGAAGCAACAUGAGCAAAGUCACCCGACCCCAACAGCUUAGCUUUAAAAUAAAAUUCCAAAACCUGCUGUCUGUGAUAAAGCUAUACCACCACCCCGGACAAUGUUAUGGAAACAGAAGAUUGCUGCUUUGCAUUGUCUUGACUUUAACUUUGCCUACUCAUUUAGCCGACAUUACAGUUGUGUGGGUACAAGAUUAUAAUGUAAAAAUUUCUUCUCUUUCUUUUAAAUUUUUCAUCAGCCACUGAGGCUCAUGAUGAUGAUGGGUUACCACACACCUUGGAACACCUGGUCUUCAUGGGAAGUGAAAACUACCCUUACAAGGUACCUGUAUAUAUUGCAAGAAGUAAACAUUAAACUGAUAUGUACGUGUACAUGUAUCUUGCAUCUGAUGAUUAUAUCUUAUUCAACCAUACAUAGCCCAAGCUUGAAAUAUGGUCGAUGAACAUCGGCAGUGUUCUGUAAGAUUAAAAUCGUAAGGAUUUGUUUGGGGAAAAAACUACUGUUUCAGCUGUAACCUUCAGGUAUGAAGGGAUUUCAAUAUAAAAAUGGUUUACCUUGCUUAAAUUGUGUGUUACAUUUUUCCUAAGUUGUCCGCAAGCCAUUAAUUUAAAGGCGGUUAUUUUUAUUGGUUUUAAUGUAACUGGUUUUCUCUCUCCAACUAAUAAAAUCACCACAGCUUAGCACAAUAAAUGUGUUGCUGUCUUUUUUCUGAUCUCUUCCCUACCUUCUUUUGCUUUUAUGUUUCUUUUAUAUUUUAUAUUUCUGAAUAUUUUUUCUACUACAUGUACAUUACAUCUUCUGUUGACACUGCAGGGUCUUUUGGAUUUACUAGCUAACAGGUGCCUGGCACAGGGUACCAAUGCCUGGACAGCAACUGACCACACAGCUUACACAAUGGAAACUGCAGGCAGUGAGGGAUUCUUAAACCUGCUUCCUAUCUAUCUGGAUCAUGUUUUAUACCCAACUCUUAAAGUCAGUAAUCCACAGUGUAGUGAAAAUGUGUUUUCACUCUACCCUUUGGAUCAAUUUAUGUUUUUGGGAAACUGCCCAUAUACGUACAUGUACACCAGGGGUGGAUCUAGGGGGAGGGUGCAGGGGGUGCACCCCCCCCCCCCCACGAGAUGACCUGCGGUUUUCUAAUACAACUGGUAUUCUGCAAAAAAAAACUAUGUGGUUUAUUGGUGUUGAAGUAGAGCAAGAGACGAGUGUACCCCCUCCUAAAAGAAAUCCUGGAUCCACCUCUGUACACCUUCCCUUAGCCAACAUUUUGCCUUAGGUGAGAAUUAUGGGCUAAUGUUAGCUUAGGGGAGAGGUAGGUUGGCAGUUUCCCGUGUACGUACACUGUACCUACAUGUACCAUAGUUUAAUUUUCAAUUUGGUUUUUAAUCAUAACUAUAACAAAAUUGUCAAAUCUGAUUGGGUAUCAACUGCCCUGAUCUCAGCCUUAAUUGGACAGUUUAAUAGGACAGUACGCGUCAUUCCUUAGUAAUUGGACAGUACGCGCCAUCACCCACGCGCUUAAAUGGCUUUUUGUUUCACUGCUAGCAAAACAAAAUUUCGAAUUUCUUGUGUUUUGAUUUAAAAAAUAGCCUAUUAUAUCACAAAUUUUGUUAAAGUUAUGAUUAAUUGGUAACAGAACUUCGUGUCGUCCAAUUCGGUCUGUAAUCAUACUUGUGAUUAAACAAAUUGGACUCUGGACGCUAUGCUGUCGUCCGAUUUUGUUAAUCUCUCGUAUGAUUACAGACCGAAUUGGACUCCACUUAGUCCUGUUACCAUUACUAAUCUUUAUGCAGAUAGGAAAAUAAUGUCACUGAAUGGAUAUACCAUAUUUCCCAAGUAAUAUAAUAAUAGUAGCCGUCUCUCCAUUAAUUGUCUCCCUCGAAUAAUCCCCCCCCCUGCCACUCCUUUGAUCUCGUCGCCAUCUUCUCUUCCUUUUAUCCCCUCUCUGUCAAGAUGAAUUGCAAUGUGAUCCAGCAAAACUGAUCAGUGAUGAUUCAGCUAUGAACUAAAUUUGGAACACUUAAAAAGCCCAUGUUCAGUUUAUUUGUUAUGAUUAUUUUUUUAAUUAAUGGGAAAAUAAAACAAAAUAUUUAGGGCAUGACUUCCAGUGAGCAUUAAUUAAUUUGAAAUAAUUGCCUCCCUCGAAUGAUCGCCUUCCCUCGAAUAACAAUCGCCCCCUUUUUGUGUAAAAAAAGAAAUAAUCGCCCCUUGCUAUUAUUCAUGGAAAUACAGCAGUAAGGUUUUUUCUUUUUGUCGUAACUUUACAACACAGGCAUUAUAUUGCAUUAAUUUGUAGUGCUCCCAGCUCUCCGGUCCCCCAGCUCUUCCAAACUUCUGCCUUGGUGACAGGCAGUGUCUUUCACUUUCUAGGAAUCUGCAUACAUAACAGAAGUUCACCAUGUAAAUGGAGAGGGUGAAGAUGCUGGUGUUGUUUAUUGUGAGAUGCAAGGAAGAGAGAAUAUGGAAAGAUCUUUGACAUUCUUGAACUUUACUCGGGAAAUGUAUCCUGGACAUUGUGGCUAUAAGGUACAGUUUAUGUGUUAAAAGCCUAAUAGGCCCAUGUUACAGGUCAAAAUUAAAUUCAGGUUAACAUUGUUUAACCUACAAUCUUGGACAAAACUUGAUAAAAUUACAUACUUUGAGAGCAUUUUUCUAGACAUCGUAGCUGUAGUGAUUCUUCCCUCCCCCUCCCCCUGGAAUCAGUGUUGUUGUGUCUUUAAAAGAAAGCCUGAUCCCUGGGCAUUUGUAGGAAGCAACUUUGAACUGGGGGAAGGGGUUUACUUUACGCAAAGCCAUUGAUGUGGAAACAGUUUUGUUGCGUAAGGUAGUGCCCAUCAACAAAAAAACAUUCUCAAGUAGUUUUGUUCGGGAUUGUAGCUUGACUCUUAAUUUCCUUUGAUUCCAAGCGACCAUUCUUCAAUAAUAAUAUUAUUAUGAGGGUGGGAGACAAAGGGAAUUGAGAAUCAACCUAGGUUAAGAAUUUAAAUCUGAAGUUAAUUUUGACCCGUAGCAGUAACCCACAAUAUCUUGGGACAAUGUGAUAUGAAACUUUUCAAGAACAGUUACUUUAGUAACAACAGUUUCCACCUGUUACACCCUAUGUUGGCUUGAGUCAAAGCUUCUUCCCUUAAAUUUAGAUGAAAAUUAACAGUGAAAUUUUUAAAAUUCUACUUGUUUUUACUAAAUAGGCUUAGUUUCAGUUUUUAAUAUAACUUGCCAUUAUGAGAAUUUUUCCCUGUAAGCACCUUAGUUACAGUAAAAGGCUUGACUUCUGCCACUCUGUGUAGGAACCUGGGCUUAUUUCGCGAACAGCGGUUUGUAAUUUUAUUAAACCUAACACCAUAGUAAAUCUUAAAAUUUUCUUGACCUUUAAGGUGAUGUUACACAGGACAAUUCGAAAUGUCGAUUUUUAGCGCAACACAGCGUUGCAAUGUUGGAACAGUGUUGUAACUAUUCGAAACAAUGUCACAGGAAUGUUGCAAUUCUGUGACGUUGUGCAAAAAGUCUUCAUUGCUAAUAGUCUUGUGUAACAUCAUUAAAUAAUAAUUAGUAUUGAUAGUAAUCAGCCACUAAUUUCUCCUUAAAAGUGUUAGUACCCACCUGUAUACAUAUGCCAGCAGAAAGGUUACAAGGAAUUUUAUCAACUUUUCUCAUAGUCAGAGACUGGGGGAAUUAUGGAAAACUUGCGCACAACCUGUAGUCAUGCUAAGGUAUGCAUUUCUUAAUAGUUUAUUAUCAAUUUUAAAGGUGAAACUUUCUGGAAACAGAAAGUAGCUUUGGUAUUCAGUCUAAUGUCAGAAUCAUUGAAAGGCAGGUUAAUAAGAAAAUUUGACAGUUUUUUGGGGCACAAUAAAAACUAACUGUUAUUAACAGUAAUUAGUGUUAACCCAAUAAAGGUCUAUCUUAUCUUUUUAUCAGAAGUUAACUCACUUGGAGCAUUUUUCCUUUUGGCACCUGUUUUCAUUAUUAUGUAACAAUGAAGAAGAUAUUAGCCUUUUAGGUUACCCUGAAAUUUGAGCAAAAAAAAAGUUCAUGUAUGCAUGUACAUUGUAUGUAUGUAGGUAUGUGUAGUAUUGAAUGUGGGGGUGUGUGUGUGUGGGGGGGGGGGGUGGAUUUUGAUGUUUUUUAUUUAUUUUUUAUUGUAUAAUAUAAAAAAAAUUGAUGAUUUAGUUGUUUAUAUUAUUAUGAUGAAUAGAAAAUUUAUUUUGUUGGGUGUGUGGGGUGGGUGGUGUUUGGGGUUGUGGGUUGUGGGGGGGGGGGGGUGGGGGGGGGGGGGGGGGGGGGGGUGGGGGGGGGGGGGGGGUACUCUGGGGUCUUGGUCAUAGGGACAUGCAAAGGAUUGUUUUGAGAUUGAAAUUAAUGAUUUCUGCCUUUUUCUUGUAAGAACCUUAGCUAAUAUUUCUUGGGCAGUAUAGUUUGACCAGGGAUUCUUUUGGGUAUUCAAAAAACUGUGAUGAUUUACCGCAACUGCAUUGCAUUAUAUUGCUUCCAUUCUCGAGUCUUUCUGGGCAUUUUUACAGUUGAAAAUCUGGUGUGGGAUUUGUGGGGGUUAAAUUUUUCCCAACGCAUGAGUAAGGGUUUGUGUGGAUUUUAUUUUGUUGUUUGAUUCAACAGGUUCGCAGCUAUCAUCAGCAAUUCUAUCGACCAGAAAACUUGUGUGUAAUCAUUACUGGGCAAAUUGAUCCAGUCAAAGUAUUUCAGACUGUCAAGUCUUUUGAGGAUAAGAUUCUUACCAAGGUAAGAUCUAUUUCUGUUUACAUUCAUUGAAAUUGAAAGUAAUAAGAUUAUUAAAAAGACUAAGUUGCCAGUUGAGGAUGGGUACCCCAUUGCCCAUGGGCUGAAAAUGCGGAACCAAACCCUGUCCCAUAGUAUACCAAUAACCCCCGCAGACCUGUCCUAUUGGCAACCCAGCCACCAGCCUCAAGCCUACAAUCUUGAAAAAAAAUGUUAAAAAUCUGAAAGAUGGACGUUGCCUUGUAAUGUUCCAAAAUGAAGUCCUUUAAUGUAAUAAGAUAACAAAUAAUUCUCCGCCCCCCGCAAAAUAAAACAGUACCCUUGACUGAACAACAUUGAACAGGGUGGAGUGGGGAAGGGGUCAUUGUGGUACUUACUGUUGAUAAGAACAUGCACUUUUCGUUCAAGGUUGUAAUAAUAAAUCACGUUCAUAACAGUUGUCCAUUUGAUUGGAUUUAUUGUUAUUGGUCACCUCUAAUGAAGCUAAAAAAAAAUAUUAUUGGCAAUAUUCUAAACGAGCGAAGAAAUGGUACAACACCAGCAAGCUACAGAUGUUCUCAAAGUCGUUCAGACUGAAGAAGACAUGACUGGUGCAUAAGAUUAGUUACAUUCUGAAACUGUUAUUGUAGUAAAGGAACACAGCAUUCGUCAUGCGUCAUGCUGUCCCUCCAAACAAACCCAGGAAGCUUUUUGGUUGCAAAAUACCCAGUUUUUCACUCAUUUCGAACCUGGUUAAUUACAGGUGGAAUUACACGUUGAGAUACAUGUACAUGUGUACCUCCUCAGCAAAAGCUGAUGAAACUUGGUGUCCUGUGUUUUUCUUCACAGAAAGCCCAACAUAAUUACAUGUAUAUGUUUUUUGUUGGAAGUUUUCAUUAUUCUUGUUGCAUCAAACACCAUGCAGGAAUUUUGUAAAUCUAGUUUGUGUGCCCGAGAGGGCAGGAAUGUUUUGUCUGUGAAAUAUAAAUUUUGUCGUCCCUCCUUUUAGAAAACAUUGCCUCCUUACAAGAGACCAUGGCAAACUCCUGUCCCACCUCUUAGUGAUGCUGUAGAAAAGGUUGUCAGGUUCCCAACGGAAGAUGAAGAAUCAGGUUCUGUUCUCUUAGGAUUCCGAGGGCCAAUCUGUAGUGAUCGUUAUGGUAUGACUGCUCUGUCUGUCAUACUAGACUAUCUCACUGAUACCCCAAUAGCUCCACUACAGCGUGAUCUUGUAGAAAUUCCAGAUCCUUUUUGCAGCGACAUUUCCUGUGAUAUUUUGGAGUACUUGGAAAGCUGUUUGGUGAUAAAGGCAAAAAAUGUGCCAUUUGGAAAGCUAAAUGCCACUAAAGAAAAGAUCAAGGAAGUUUUGGGAAAUCUUGCAGAGGGAAAAGAAGUGAUUGACACGAGUCGCAUGGGUGUGGUCAUUCAUCGCAAAAUUCUGGACACAAAGAACAAUUUUGAGAAUCACCCUCAUGACACCUUUGCAGAUGCUAUAGUCGGUGACUUUUUGUAUUCCACUAAAGCCGAAGAUCUUCAUUCGAGACUUGGGAUAAUUCAGGACUUGGAAAAGCUUCAAAAAGAGACAGUGGACUAUUGGGUAGCAGUUUUGAAGAAUUACUUUAGUAAAUCAUCUUCUAGUGUUGUGGUAAGUACAUGCAUAGAAUUGCAAAAAUGCACCUAUUUAUUACCUACAACCCCGGUCAAAAAAACUUGGAACACUUCCUAUUUUUUGGGCAUGCUCAGUGCAGCCCCUCGCCCCCGUGCAGUGUUGUUAAAAAGCGCAGUGUGGGAAAGUUUGAGCGAUUUUGAACUUUGUGAAGAGGGGAAGCGGGGAAAAUCGACCAAGGGUGUUCCAACUAUUUUGUUCGGGGUUGUAGCUUAGGCUGUUCCAGGCUCCAAAAUAGCAAUGUGCAGAGAUCAUAGCAGCUGAUAAGAAGAACGUGCGGGGACUGAGGAGCCGAGAGAAGGUCUUGUUUUCGUGACGUCCCUACUAUCUGUUAGUCUCCUUCGCAGCCGUUUUUUGGAUGUCACGCAACGCUCAUUUGCACAGUGGAACCCGAUUAAUACGGACAGCGAGGAGACUUGCCAUAGUAUCCGUAUUAUCCGAGUGUCAGAAAAAAAACUGGGUCUCAGAAAAAAGGUCACGAACACGUAUUUGUUAGAUAAAAAGACUAAAGCAGACAGUGUUACGAGAAAACCUUGCUUAUUUUCUGAACUGAAGUCUGAAACUUUAACAAGUUCAUCCUAGAGAAACCUCAAUAUCAUUUACCAUUGUCUCGGACUAAAAUUACCUCUAGUUUUAAGUACUGUUCUUGAAACACGACAAUGGAAUUUGUGACUUUGUACUGAUUUUUUUAGUUUGCACUCAGCCAGGUAGACUGAACAUUAGACAGGACCUUUGAGAGUUUCUCUACAGUUUCUGUAAGGGUUUCACUGGUAAGAUAUUCAGUCAUAGACAGUGCGGUAGAUAGACAGUGUCCGUAAAGCACGGUUGACAAUAUCUACGAGUUUACGACUUGAGAUGCGGGAAAUGUCCUUCGUCCGUAUGGGUGUCCGUGUUGAGCGGGUGUUCGUAAAGCGGGCUCCCCCUGUAUAUUGCAGAUAAUUGGAGAACCCAGUUCUAAGAUGAUGACGGAGAUGUCAGAGACUGAGAAAAAGAGAGUUGCAGAGCAAAUAGCAACGCUUGGUGAAGAAGGAUUGAAAAGCAAGAGACAGCGACUGGAGAAAGCAACGGACGACAAUGAGGUACACUGUAGUUCUGUUGAAAUGUUUUUUAGUUAUUCUUUUUCAGGCUUCGUCGUCCUACAAUAUGUUUCUGUGGACGUCGCUUGACGUAAAGUCUUUCCCAACGACUGCGUAUGAGCGCACUUGUUGCACCAAAAUCUAUUCGCCACAAUCGACUACAAAGCAGACUGUCCCUUUCCCUUUUGGCAUGAAGUGCCGAAUCAUGAAUUCUCGCUUGCGAAACAGUAGCCUGCGAGCAAGCUCUCCAAUCUCCUUUCGCGAGGGGCUCUCGCGUGACUUUCCCAAAUGGAGCGAACCAGUCAUGAGCCACAGCCACAUGUGAGCUCUCCCCAGUUUCACUCUCUCUUUUCACCCUCGCCCCAGACCUUUCAUUUGAAGAGAGCUCAGGUUCUUCACCAUUGGCAACUGAUACCGGGUAUGUCACACGAGGAAAACUAAGGCUGCAAUCGGUCCUCACCACAUACCUGCCUAACGCUUCCCCAUUUAAGUGUGACGCUUUAAGGAGCUGUGUCUCGGCUGUCUUGCUCUUCAAGUUUGUCCAUCCUUGCCUCCUUUGGCACAAUCUCGUUCCCAGAGGCCGCGAUCCUUUUGUACAGCGACGGAGAUCAUCCGCUGGACAAAAGGCUCUGGGGACGAGAUUGCCUUUGGUGGCCUCUUUUUGUAUCUGCUGUGUUAUUUAUACCUUCUUUUCAGGUUUUUAGCUGAUAUUUUUAUGUUUUACUCAGUCUGGUGGCAGUUGCCUUUGUUUGAAUUUUGAUAAAUUUCGUGGCACAGCUCCUUUAAGUACUUGCCUAUGUCAAGUAAUAGAAAACAGUGAUGGUUUUUUGUAAGGUUUUACAUUUAUUUUUCAUGUUUGGUCUUAACUAUCAUUGAUAACCUUGACCUUUCAGGUCGCUCCUCCUCCAGAAGUAGUCACCAGUCUCCCCGUGCCAUCAACCUCCAGCAUCAGUUUUCAUCCAAUCAAGAUGUUCAGCAACAGGAGACAAGAUGGCUGUAGUCAUUCUGAACCCGAGGCAGUCAAGUUCCCUGUAAGCGAGAUUCCUUAUGCAUUCCAACUUGAUCACGUGUCGACGCUGUUUGUCAAAGUAAGUACCAUCCAAGGAUUAUCGCGCUUAUUAGAGUGGUUUUCGUUUGAGUGUCGUAAAACCAAAACCAAAGUAAUUACUCUGGCCAAUCACAUAGGACACAGACAAUACAUUGAACCAAUCAAAACUCGAAGUAAUUACAUGUGGCCGACGCAAAGCGCGGGAAAAUGCAUGCGAGCGCGUCACAAUUGGUUUUGGUUUUACUUCUGAUUGGAUGAAAAGGUGGCGCGAAUCUUUUAAGCCAAUCGCAUCGUGUAGAAAGUGCAAAACCAAUUACUUUUCGACACUCAAAUGAAAACCGCUCUAAAAGCGAAGGAAGGAAAAUCGCUUAAAGCGGCUUAGCUUUUACAUUCUUUUGUACCCAAGAGCAGCAAUUUGGGACGCAGCAUCCACAGCCGAGAUCAAUGCAAGCACAGUCUCAUCCAUAAACAGCUCAUGAUCACGUGAUAUCAAUUAGCCAAUUGGACAGCUACGUUCAAAACAUAAACGGGAAAGAGCACGAACAGGGUGUGUGGAUAGGCGUUACUUUUUCGGCUCCCUCCCCCGUCGCGCGUGUCUCGCGUUCCUCUUUCGCUUCGCGUUUGCCUUCGCUUGCCUGAAAAACGCGAUAAAAAUAACGCUUGUUCUGCGGGUUAAUUUGACUCACUCACGGCCACACAUCACUUAAUAGACUGGGAGAAGUCUCUUAGUGUUAGUGAUUAGUACGAGCGCCGAGGUCACGUUACGCGUGAAGCGAGGGCAGCUGCCCGAGAAGAAACCCUCGUCCCGCACCCUCCAAAAUAUGGAGAGAUCGCGGCAAUUGUAUGAAAAGUAUACUUUGAGAAGCCUAUUUUUUUCAGUCAGUUGAUUGGAUGCUUAUUUAGACUCGAGAGAGCCGACGGGUCGCUCGCUUGAUUUAAUCGCCCGCACGACCAUCCGCGGGACUGUUCGUAGUCUCUACGGAAAUGAUCCUUUAGAUAGAACUGAGGUCUAUCCCAGAGAUCGUUGUUCCAACAAUCGCCCAAGUGUUGUUUCAUCGAGGGAGAACCCUUGGUUUCAUAUAAUCGCUACUGUAGUUAAACUUUUUCAUUGAUCGUAUUACUUUUUGGAGCAAGUGCAGUCCUUCGAAAAGCGCUUCGAGAAGUAAAUCUUCCUCUUUGUUUUUGUUCGUUUUCAGCUUAGUGUUUUGAUGGAUACAGCAAGCAUACCAGAGGAGCUCAAGCCCUACCUUAGCCUCUACCUGGAAGUUUUGUUUGAGUCUCCGGUAUUGAGAGAAAAUGGUAUGCGAAAUUAUCUCUCUCUUAGCACAAUUUGGCUCCUUCAUUCGCUUGCAUGCUGUCUGUAACCUUUGUUUUGUCAUCAUACAGUUCGCAGCCAAAUAUAAGUAGAGAACUGGCACGCUAUACAGAAAACUAGGCCUAUUCCGCAGGGGCUUAAUCGAAAACGUGUCUUGGCAUAAAUUGCAUUCCAAGACCAUUGCUUCUUCCCCUGGAUGGAUACUAGUUUAUCACAGGGGUACCCCAAGCAGUGUGUUGGCGGAACCUCUUUUUUACACUUAAGUGGAGAGAGACAAAGUGGAGCAAAGCUUUUUGCCCUGAGGCAACAAUACACGGACACUAUUUAUACUAACUAGUCUCCUUCGCAUCCGCUCUGGCCGGAGUCACGCAGUGCUCUGCACAUGCCCAAAGCCCGCGCCAUAUACGAUUCGUGAUAGGGACCGCUGGCCAGCAUCGUCUUGUGUUUAACCUCGCCUAAAUUAUAUUGAGCCUUAUGUUAGGGGAUGUUUGCAUGGAGGCAGGAAGAUCCUAGCAGCAAGAAGAUCCCAGAAGGUGGAUCAUCCCAGCGCCGUAUGUUUUCUGUAGUCUGUUUACAUGCAAAGGGUUGUACUUGUGUCUAGCGCUAGGAUCUUCAAAACUUUCGGCUAGGAAGAUCCUAGCUUCAUGUAAGCUGCCUUCGCUAGGAGCAUCCUAGUAUUACGGAGAAACCAAACAAAAAUGGCGGCGGAUCUUCAGUGGCUAAUCACGGCAAUAAAAGCCGAUCAUUUCGUUUGGCGUUGCGAAGAGCUCAUUAUUGGGAUAAUUCUGCUGAAAGGUACUGCAGAAGAGCCCAAAUUGCAGUUUUCUUUUUGUCGCCCGCCAUUUUUAUUCCUUCUCUAACCUUCUCUACUUUGGCACCACAUGGACCGAAAUCUCUGCCUGUAAACCCAACGGAAAUUUAUUCCGCCUUCUAGGAUCAUUCUGGAACUAGGAUCUUCCCCUCUCUACAUAAACAGCCUCUUAACCUUACUCUUAAGAGUCCGUAACCAUAAAUAUCAGUUUAAUUAUGAAGUGAUGUUUCACCUCAGGUCUUGUUCCGUUUGAGCAAGUCGUAGCAGAGCUGGCUGCCGACACUCUUAGUCAAGAGUCUUGCUUAGGACUGGAAGGAAGAAGGUUCAUGCCUGACGAGUUUUCACAACUGGCUUGUGUGUCACUUAAGGUGGGACUUCAUAUCCGCACUGAAUAACUCCUUUAUUUUCAGCUAUCUUAUUCAGCCAUGAAAAUUAAUUCGAAUAACGUUUCCUGGACUAUUUUGUACAAAAUUACAUUUUUAGACAGGAUACAAUAGAACAGCAAAGCCCCCUUCCCCCCAAAAUCAAUAGUGAGUUUACGCAACAGGACGGGGGAGGAAAGAAGACGGCAAACCUUGUGUGACAAGCGUGACAAUAAUUUGGUUUGAAAAAACUUUCCGCCAAACUUCACCCUCCUUUAAAUAGAUCUUGCUGUAAAAGACCAGAAAACAUUUAUGUAAGUGAAGAUCAUGACAAAACACGCAACUAACAGCCCUGUCACGUUUGUUACCCACAGGCGUUUUGGCGUCCUCUUCUUUCUGCCGUCCUGUUGAUUAAACUCAGUAGGGAGCUUUAGCAACGACGACGGCGACGACAACGAGAACGUCAAAACAGCAAGAGGCUUAUUAAGCAAAACAACAAAUUUGCACGUGCAUCACGCUUUUCUUGUACAUUUCUCUGCCGUCUCUCCACGACUACGACGUGAAAAUGCAUAAUUUCACGUUUUAUGGAGGACGUAAUUAGCAACGACGAAUUUUUUUUUCUCUUUCCAAACUUCAGUGCGGUCCCAAGAAAUCAACUCCAGGGAAAUUCGCCCACUUUUGACAUUUCAGGCGCACUGGAAUAAACGCGGAAAAGUUUGAAAAACGCGAAUUCAUUUUUAAAGUGACGUUUCCGCUCCUGUCGCCGUCGUCGGUGCUAAAGCUCCCUAUCCUUGAAUAGGAGAACCGAAGGGGGGCGGGGUUAAAUUUUCCGCCUAUUUUGAGACUGCAGCCGUAUGAAUUUUGGAUUUGGCCCUAUGUCUUAAUUGUUUAUCUCUGUAAUCAUUUAUAAUUAGCAAGUUGUAAGUUCUGAUAUCUCGAUACAGCGGCCUAGUGGAUAACGCAAGUAAGCGUUAUUGCCCCUCUCUCCUCCUUCCCCUGUAAUUCAUGUGAUUAACACGUGCUCUGCCCGCAACCCAUAGCUUGAAGUUGAGAAGUAUGAGAAGGGAGUCAACUGGCUUCACGACCUGCUUUACAAGACUCAGUUUACUAAAGAGCGGCUGGAAAUUGUGGGCAAAAAGAUGAUGAAUGACGUUGCCAGGUGAGGCUAGUCAUAGUGGAUACAGGCUUUAAAGCGGGGUGAUGAUGAUGAUGAUGUUUUAUGAUGGUGAUGAUAAUAAUGAUGAUGAUGAUGAUUUUGAUGACUCACAAGACAAUUAUGAUAGCAAUGACUAAUACUAUUAUCGUUGAGGUUAAUGAUGAUUUUACAGGUCAAAUAUGAUUUCUCUUUAAAAUUUUUUUACCCAAGUUGAUACUCAAUUGUCUUCUGAUGACAGCAAUGAUGGUGUACAAUUAUCUCCCGAAGGGGAGGUAAAUAGUGAUAGAUAUACCGAGACGCGAACCAUUGAGUUAUAUAUCUAGCACUAUGCACCGACCCUGAGAAGAAUAGUUGUUUCUUGUUUUUGUUUUUGAUGUUUUUUUUUUACCAAUAAGUUGGAUGAAAUUGAUCAAGUAGUUUUGGUAAAUAAAAAGCGUCACUUAGUAAGAGCUUUGUUUACGUUUUUAUUGACAGUGUUUCGGGGAUUUGUCGUAUGUAUUUCACGAUUUUAUCGCAAAUUCAGUUAGAAAAUUAUUUUCUUUGUAUCAGUAAACACCGACGAGCCAAAUUGGGUUACUUCCUUGGUAUUUGUUGGUGCAACCGAAACUGUCUUAAUUGGGACGACAUUUUGAUUACCUUCCCAAAACAGUAAAUAUAGCCAAUGAUAUUCCUGGUUACGGAAGCCAAUCAAAACGCGCAAAAAUUACUGUCAACUGAUUUGGCAAAAUAAUAUUAAUACUAAUGGUGAUUAUCACGGGCAGCCCAUUUUCGUUCUCUCUUUGUGUACUACUGGCUGAAUUUACGUGUUUCGCUAGGAUGAUCAAUGUUGCACUGAAUGAUGUUUCUCUGUGCUUUGUUUUACGAUAAUCUUGAACAGAAUGAAGCGAGAUGGCAGAACUGUGACCAAGGUUCUCAUUAGAGACAUUGCUUUUACUAGAGGUGAGAAGUGGCCCGGAUUAGCGUUUACUGUCGUGUCACUGUCCCUCGUGCCUCAUUCAAAGGGCGGAAAAUUGACUUAUAAAUUCUUUUGAAACCAAUGUCUUCUUCGAAUGUAACUUACCGUCCUUGUUUUGUGUGUUUUUUAGAAAGCAAUAUGUUUUCAGCCAAUAUGGUGCGCCAGUACAGUUUCUUAAACAAAGUUAUGACUGAACUGGAAGCUGAUCCCACUCAGGUUUGUUUUCUUUGCCCUUUUCUGGUGACCGUGACUUUCGAGUAGUCUUUCUCUUCGGGUUCUCCAGCGCUAGCCUCCCACGCAGAAGUUCUUAGGGGUUCGUCACGCGUUCCUGCCCAAUGCAGAGGAGUCUUUUCGCUUCUGAUCGGGUGCUACGCGACGGAGCCUGGGAACUGCUAACAAACGUCUAAACAGAUAAUCGCUUAGUCGAGAUCUCAUAUCAGAAAUAGGUAGCCGCCCUGUGUAGAAAUGCAGAUUUGAUUAGACAGAAAUCGUGCCGAAAUCAUCAUGUAAACAGAAGCCCUAUCCAGUACAGUUUUCAUGGCGGCGCAAGAGCUCUCCGGUUCAGUGUGAACAUAGCGUUAGGUGCGAUGUUAUGUGAAUGAUCGGCGAGAAACGCGCCCUCGCUUUCUCGAGCGCUUCUUCCCUCCCCCCAACCUUUUCAAACAACUACUUCGCACAGGCUAGUGUAAUGAGGCUUUUGUUUGCGAGCAAGGUUUUGACGGGGGAGGGCGGGGAAAUAAUGGAAGGAGAGGAAGCUCCCCAGCCACUACGUGUAGUCCCCAUUUUCCCUCAGGGAUAGUAGAGCGAGCGAAGCGGGAGCGCGCGUGAAAGUCUCCCCACCGCGUCUCGCUUUUUCUCGCGUAGGGUGAUUUUCGCGCGCGCUCGCGUUUCGCUCGUUCUACUAUCCCUGAGGGAAAAUGGGGACUACUCGUAGUCUAAUGUCCUGGCCUCUCGUACAUGAAUGUAGAGCUUCUUGGCAAGCCAUUUUGCGUGAAAUACUUCAUAUUGCUGAUUGGUCAGUAAAAUUAAAGGUCUAUACUUUUUCUCUCAAUUUAUACCAGCGUGGGCUGUAAUUUAAUUUCAGGUCAUUGAGAGAGUCGAGAAGCUGCGUUCUCUCCUGACCCAGCCGUCAAACUUGAGAGUUCACGUGGCGGCGGAUGUGAAUAGAUUACCUGACAAUCCAAAUAUGCUCUGGAAAACCAAAUUACUGGCUGAUGCUUCAGUCCCAAUACCAACAAGGUAUGAAUUUAAGCACAUCAGUAUAUCCAGCCAUGUAAAUUUUGUCACUGGCUCCACUCAUAGUUAUUAGAGGAGACUGGUUAUGAAAAGCGGCAAACAUCAAUGAUAAAAUUAACAGUGCUGCAGUUUAUGUUGGAAGCACCCUGAAAGUGCACAAUCCUUUGUUUUCUGUUGGCAAAUUGUUACGGAAUAAAUGAAUGCAACGUUUUUAUUGGUCAAUACAAUCAAAAUGAUAGGAAUUCUUUUAAACGUUGUGCACUUUCAGGUCCACAAAAACAUAUAACAAAGGAGUCUGACGGGUUUCAUAACCAUUCCACUCAAUUAACUAUGCUCCACUGUUUUAAUUUUCAAAUUCUUCCGCCUCUAGCUUAUUUCAGGCUGUCAGAUAGUAGGGAUAACGCGUAGGUCAUAGGCACGCGGAAAUAUGUCAGCUUCGUAGACCCAACUAUCUCGGAACCUUGAACUGGCUGUUACGCCUCUUACGCACAUCCGGUAAAUAAGAUUUAUCCGAGAAGUCUCUCGAACUAAAAAACCUGAAACGUGACCAUUCAAAUGAAACUAGUUUAGCAGUACUUUGAUCACAUUCUGGUAAAAGUUUUCAGUUGGAUUCUUAAUCCUUUGGCAGAAAAGCUGAUAACAAGAUUUCAUUUGUUUUUUUUUUAUUAGUUGUUUUGUUAUGAGAGAACCGACCAACCCAAAUCACAUUUUAUUAACCUCCCAUUUUAUGUUCUUUUUAUCCUCUGGCCGACUGCUGUCAUGACUUUAACUGUAUUCGCUUUAAAUACCAGAGUACAUGUUUUUGUUAAUACAGCAUCUCUCCCGUGCGAAAAUCCAGUGCGUUUCUGGCCAAGAACCCUGUGCAUGGGAAAAUAGCAGGAAUUGGUUCAGUGGAGUCUUCAUUCCUCUUUCAAGUUACACAAUGUUUUGACCGCUUUGAUCACCCAGACCUUGGGCCUUUGAUGGUCUUUCUAGAAUGUCUAACCACACUUGAGGUAAGUUUCUCUUCCCUCUUACGUUACCUCUUUUCCAAUGACAUGUGGACGGAACAUCGCGCAAGGACAGGAGAAAAACCAGGUAAAUGAUAGAAGUACGGGUUGAGAAGGUGUGACGCGAAAAUCCACAGCUUUUGUCCAGUGUUUCAACAGCAAUUCAGGGGCGUAGUUAGGGGGGUCCUGGGGUGCCCGUGACCCCCCCCCCCCCCCCCCCCCGCAAAGGAAAGGAAAAAAACAGGGAAAAGAAAAGAGGAAGGGGUGGGAAGGGGGGGAGGGGAAAACCCAAGCCUUUUUCCCGUGUUUUAAACACAAAUUCAGGGGGGUGUUUGGGGGGGUCCGGGGGGCCCCGGGCCCCCCCCCCCCCCUUGGUAGGCCUUCACUUGAGCAAACAACCUACAAUAUUCAGGUGGCGAAAACGCCAUGACAAUAUCUUGGCCUUAAAAGCCAUUGUUGAAAAGCCCACUUUUUUAAAAUUUGUUUUUUUGUAAAGUGUUUUCGUCAACGGCUCUUGUCUUUAGGUAAUAUGGGCCUUCAUGCCGCGAUAAUACGACUGAGCCCGCUGAUACACUAGGGAGAGCAGCGGUAUAAACCAUCCCCCCCUUUGAAAAAUCCUGGCUACGCCCCUGCAAUUGACAAGCGUUUUAGCGCGAUGAUUUCAACGUACUUGGUGUACUAGUAUAAGGGCAGUAGUAUUCUACAUUCAUUCUGUAAAAUGAGUUAACAUGAGGGAAUAAGUAUGUCAGGGAAACAUGUUUUCUUUUCUCGUAAGUGAUCAAUUUUAAUUUUUCUGCAGGGUCCAAUAUGGCGUCAGGUUCGAGGUCUCGGUUUGUCAUAUGGCUAUGCGUAUGUAUUCCCAGUCGUUUGUUUAGCUGGAAGGCUCUUUACCUUUGAUUUUCUAGCUGAUCAAUGCUGACGUUUUUACGGUUAAAUUACAGGCAGCUCAAGCUCCGUAUGAGAGUUUAAUUUUUAAUACUUUUGGUCUCAUAUUGCUUGAUCCUCAAAAUGGCCGUGAACAUAAAGGAUUUGUAUAGGAAUUCUGGUAAAACUAUGAUUCAAGGAGAUAAAUACUCGCUGAGAUUUUCAAUAUACUCUAUCUUAUUUACUUUGUUUGUUCUUGCUUGCUGUGUGGUUUUUUCCCGAUCCGCUGCGAUUUAAGCGUCGAUAAGCGAUUUCUUUUACCGCCGAAAAACGAAUUCCUAGAAGUAAAAACUCGGGGGGUAAAAGAAAUCACUUAACGACGCUUAAAUCGCAUCGGAUCGGGAAAAUAACCACACAGCAAGCAAGAACAAACCAAGUAAAUAAAGUAGAGUGCACUUCAUUGAAAAUCCCAGCGAGUGUUUAUCUCCUUGAAUCUUUUACCUGAAUUCCAAUACAAUUUCUUUAUGUUCACGGCCACUUUGAGGAUCACGCAGUGGGAGACCACACGUAUUAAAGAUAAACUCUCAUACUGAGCUUGGGCUGACUGUGUUAUAACCUGUGUUAAGCGGACGCUCUCGUUAACGGGUGUCUGUUUAAUCUUUCUGAGGAAUUUCCUUUUGUCCUUUUGUAGAAUGCGCGUAAAUUUAGAGUGGGGACUUCUUUAUCUUGUUCUUACCAAGUCAACUCACCCGGUGAAGGCUUACAAGAAAACUCAGGAGAUUGUUGUGAGUACAACUGACUAUUCCAGAAAAUACCAUAACAUACCAUAAUACUCUUUGUUGGUCACUCCAAAAUUUUGUAUAAGCAUUGUUUUCAGUUUUUCUUGGGGCCAAGAGAAACUAAAGACAAUGCUCAUGGUAUGUUAUGGUACUUUCUGGAGUGGUCAAUACAGUGCCGGAUCCAGAGCUUGAGAUAGGGGGGUCGGUCAUCCAGACCCUGAGAUGAGGGGGAGGGCCAGUCUCCAAAGUUUUUUUUCGGCCCGUCGGGCAUCAGUACGGUCUGAAAAUAACCCCCCCCCCUCCCCCGGGCCCCUCCCCUGGAUCCACCACCUCAAUAAUAACAGGGCAAAUAACCAUGGCCAUGAGAAUUGUUUACGUAGAAUACUGUAAACUGCCGCUUGUAAGUUCACCCACUUUUAAGCCUUUCCCCCCACUUAUGUCCCCAUCUACUCAACAAAAGAGUACAUCCGAUACAGAAAUACAGACACGUGAUCCAUGCUGUUUUUAACCAACAUAUAAAAUAAUCAGUAUUACAGGAUAAGUAAAAGAAUACUCAAGAACAGGUUUUCAGUAAAAGAUCGACGAUCGAAUGAAACACUACGCAAGGUUAAAGCAGGUUUCUAGAUGUUUCCGACGCGUACUUUUCAUUAGUCUGAAAUGUCAUAAGUCUCCUUACCCAACCCCACUCCCUCCCCCUACGGGUUUGGCAUUCCAGUCAAUGACUCCUGGGAAUUCUUAGUAGUGGUAUGCCGCCCGGUUCUCAAAAUCUUGACCCUGUUUCAGACCAAUGUUGUUAUAAUAUUACUUGUCGUGUUGUUACCAGGAUGGAUAUUUGUCUGGUGCAAUGUCGUUUGACGCUGGUGAACUGGAAUCUGCCAUCAGCAGUGUGAUAUUUGAGAUCAUCGAACGAGAGAAGAGCGUUUCGUCAGCGGCCUCCGAGGUGAUUCAGAUUAGUCUGGUUUUUCCCUAUCUUUAGACCUUUCACUGGCAAAGGUGGCCAAAGUUAAGCUUACACAAGGUUUACCAUGUAAAAUUACUGCUGAAAAUUCUAGCGAGUAUCUAUCUUCUUGAACCUUUUACCUGAAUUCCCACACAAAUCCAUUUUAGGGAUUACGCAAUAUGAAGCCACUUGUAUUAAUGAUAAAACUCUCAUACUGAGCUUGGGCCGCCUGUGGUCGACAGUGCGGUUUUAUAAUCCACUCUUCUCUGAUUAGAAGUUUUACAUUGACUAUUUUUCUGAUUCUCGAAAAUGAAACAAGAGAAGCGGUUGUUUUUCAUGGGGCGUUACACACACACACAAAAUAGGCAGUGAGUACCUCCGCGAUGUGUUUUGAGCCUUACUUUUUUUUUGCACAGCGAAGUGUUUUAUCGGUCGUUGUUAGGUAACUCGUUGUACCCCUUAUGUGUACUACACUUCGCAAUGCAACAUAAGGCGUUUCAUUGUGUUAAGGUGGAUUUCCACUGUCGCGUAAUUUUUACGGGGGUACGCCCGAAAAUUUUACGCUCGUAAAUGAAAUAGAGGCAAUGUAUGAAAGGCCACGCGUAAACGGCCGAAAUAAGAAAUACUGUUUGCGAAUUUGCCAUUCCUUUAACUCUUAGCUUACUUAUAUGAAACGUUUUUUCGUUUCAGAGUUUGCUGUCACAGUUUAGAGGUGUAGCCCCCAACUAUAACAGGUACGUGUACUGUCUUUCAUCCCCGUUUCUCCUCCAUAUACAAGCAAGCCUUUGUCAGACGCGUCAGACGAGAAAGAGAGGGGGGCAAAAAAAGCGCGAAAGAUAAAAUAGAGAGGGGACGCUUGUCGCAGAGAGCGGCAGAAAUCGGGCCUACUAAACAUAAGGUCUUGGAAAACUUGAAAAAGUCAUGGAAAUAUUCAUGGAAAGUCAAGAAUUCGAGGACCUCAAAAGAGUACGAACCCUGUUUUAUCGUUGUCUUCUAGAUCCUUGCUAGCUAAAGUCUCCCAGGUGACCCUUGCUGACCUGAUCAGGGUAGGACGGACGUAUGUUGCUCCUCUGUUUGACCCGACUCAGUCCUCUGUUGCCAUCUGUUGUCAUCCAUCAAAAGUGGAAGAGAUAAAGGAGGAGUUUAAAAGGUACGAAAAUCUUACUUUCCUUUCAUUGUAGUCUGAAGUGUCGUACGCCUCCACCCCCUAACUAUGACAUUUUAGACUACUUUCAUUCCAAAAAAGUACCUCAUUUUCUUGAAUAAGCGUCUUUUCUGUUCCUCAACAUUAACGAUAUCACAGUAAACGUUUAUUCCUUUUUUUCCCAUUGUUUCGUAAGCUUUAUUUACGGUGGCUUCGAUAUAGAAGAACAGUUUGUUUCCCCGCUACAUUCGUUGCAGUUUUCACUAUAGCCAUGUGUGUGCCUGCAAUUUUCGUUUUUGGCCAUUGUCUAUUGCAUUUUUGGCGUUUACCGCGAACUUUUUACAUACCUAACACAUCACAGGAUCAACUACCCUACAAUAUCUUCUUUAUUUUGAUGAAGUGCCCCCUUCUUUAAAUAAGCCUCGUCCCCCCUUCCUCUCCUCCUUUGGCAGAGAUUUAAGAUACUUUUUUUUUUUAAUCAGGGAAAGUACGUUAAGCAAUGUCGCAAAAGUAAGGGCGGUAUUAACCAGGGGUAUUUAUCGCUGAUAUGGAAAAUCCGGAAAUUCCGGCUGGAAAAUCAUACAGUUGGUUUGCACCAUUUCAUUUGGGAAGCUUCAAAAAGCAGUAGUGUUCAGAAAGUAUGGGCUGUAAUUUCAGGCGCUUCAAUUUUCCCCUUCUUUUUAGUCUUUUCAGCGGGUUUACUUUGUAGCGGAUCGUUCUCCCACUACGUCAAAUUUUAUAGUUUUGUGUUUAUGCAAGAGAAUUCCACCCGGGUGGUUUGUGUAAAUAGUUUGCAUACCGGGAAACCUGGUGUAAAAAGCCGGUCGCAGAAGACGAAGAAGUUGCACCGAAAUUGUUAAAUUUGUCCUAACUGCGUAUAAAAUGAGUUCUUGAUUGUUAUGUGGCCAGCCAUUCCUAUGCCAGCUCGUGUAAAGUCACAAGGCAGUGCCAUUCUAACACAUUUGUUCAUCCAUCAGCGUCUCGCAACGUCUACUUGUACAGUUUUGUAUCUAGAACUUUGAAGGUCUUGAAGCUACCACACUGACCGCUUUUAAACUUGCGGUUUCAGUGAUUGAUUUUUCCUCGCAGAGGAGCCUGGUUUCAGCCUACAAUAGCUGUGACUAUAGUAGAGUGCUUACCAGUUUACGUGUAUGGGCAACCUUUGUGGAUUAAAGUUAUAGAUGAAAACAUAUUUUUGAUCUUCAUUUUCAGUAUGAACAAGCUGCUCAGUGUGGUUAAGUCGCUAGAUGAAGAAUUUACAGGGGCCAUUUGAACGUGUUACUGAUAUUUAUCACACAACACGCA